CUCAAUUUUGCCCCUUUGAGAGGGAGCGGUUACCUCUCAGCUCAGCUACAGAAGUGCGGCUGGGUAUCAGUGGGUGACAGCUCCAGGCUAUUCUCCUGCCCAGCCUCCUCUGAGACAGCUACAGUAGCCACUGUUUGUGGUCUACCUCCCUUUGUCUGGGAAGAAAAAGAAAAGCCUUGAGGACCCACUACUGCCUUCCAGGUGUAGAUUCGUCUGAGUCAGAGAAGCAUAUGCCACCCCCAGCCCUGAAUCUGCUAAAGAAAUGUCAACAAUUGGGAGCUUUGACGGAUUCCAGCCCGUGUCUUUGAAGCAAGAGGAAGAGGACCAACCCUCUGAAAAUGACCACUUGUCCACAAAGGAGGGGAAUUCAGGCAAGGACCCAGGAUCAAGGAGGAUUUCAAGACAGCAGAGUAUAACUAAAGCGACACUGUACCCCAAUCCUUAUCGCCAGCCCUAUGUUUCACGGAAGUACUUUGUUACACGGCCAGGGGCCAUUGAGACUGCUGUGGAAGACUUGAAAGGCCACAUAGCACAGACUUCUGGGGAGACUGUUCAAGGCUUCUGGCUCCUGACAGAGAUUGAUCACUGGAACAAUGAGAAGGAGAAGAUCCUGCUACUCACAGACAAGACCCUCUUGAUCUGCAAAUACGACUUCAUCAUGCUCAGCUGUGUGCAGGUGCAGCAGGUUCCCCUGAAUGCCAUCUGCUGCAUCUGUCUGGGCAAGUUUGUUUUCCCAGGGAUGUCUCUGGACAAGAGACCAGGAGAUGGCCUAAGGAUUUUCUGGGGGAGCACCGAGGGGUGGUCUCUACUGUCUCGUUGGAACCCGUGGUCCACUGAAGUUCCCUAUGCCACCUUCACAGAGCAUCCUAUGAAACAGACCAGUGAGAAGUUCCUUGAGAUCUGCAAGUUGUCUGAGUUCACCUCUAAGCUUGUUCCAGCCAUCGAGAAUGCCCACAAGAAUUCUGCUGGAUCUGGAAGUGGAAAGGAACUGGUGGUGUUAACCCAACCUAUACUGAUUGAGACCUACACAGGGCUCAUGUCAUUCAUUGGAAACCGCAACAAACUUGGCUAUUCCCUUGCUCGUGGGAGUAUUGGCUUUUGAGACUCUUUGUUAUAAAAUAUAUCAUCUAUAGACAACCAAUUUGCUUAAAUUCACUACCUUUUUGGGUUAUUGUAGUUAUUUUCAGAUAGUAUUUAAAGGACUGACUUAAAAGUGUUUUAGGAAAUCUAAAAGCUUGAUUAGACUGGUAGACCAUUUAGAUCUCAUAUGAGAGAAACUGAAUUUCCAACUAUGAUGCAAUUUACGUUUCAAUUUGCUAAAAUGUUAACUUUCCUCACAUCUAUAGAUACUUUCCUCAUCUUUGUUUUUAUUUCCCAAACCCUGUUUUAUUCUCAUUAGGCUCCCACUGGCUCUGUUAUUUUAGCUACUGUUUAUGAGAGCACUCCAAUCCAAUCCUUCUCAGAUAUUUAUCCCAAGAUUCAGGCUUUUCCUUGUAUCUGCAAGUCAUCCCUAGGUCAGUGUUUCCAACGCCCGCCCCCUUGCCCUCAGCAUUUUCCAAAUCCAGAUUUCUCUGUGGUGUAUUUUAUAAUCCAGCCCCAAAACUUUCCAGUUUUGUUUGGUUUAAACUCUAUGCCAAAGGCAUCCCGUUAUACUAAUCCAUGGAUAUGUUAUAUAGCAUGAUUGUAUCCAAGUUUAAAAUACAUUCUCCUAAGGCUAGAGGUAUAAGUCACUGGCAUAGAGCUUGCCUAACUUGCACAAAGUCUUGAAUUUGAUUCUUAGCACUGAAGAGAAAAAGGAAAAAAAUUACCACACCUUCCUGAAUUCCUUCCUUCACUCAUAGUGUUGGGUCAAAUCUUCCAUUGUUACCACGGUCUCUUAAUUAGGAUUCCCCACGCCAAGGCUUUUUUCAGUUAGUCAUGUACCUUACUGUCAGUUGCUAAAGCACAAUUUGAUCAGAACAUUCUACAGCUGGUCAGUUCUCUUUGGCAGCUUUGUUUUGCAAGUAUUUUUCAAUGACAUACCCUCGUCUAAUGAAAUCCUUUGUGGAAUGUCAGCCUGGGAAAAAGAAAAGGCAAGAGCAAUGUGGCUGCUGGGGACACGGGCUGACUCCCCCUGUGGUUGAGUUUGGGAUUUCAGAGGACUUGGAUUGAGGGCAUAAUUCUAAAACAUUUGUCUUUGUUCAUUUCCUACCCAUCUAUUCCCUUUCAUGUCUUCUGUCGUCUUGACUUAGCUGUAACUUUGAAAAACCCAGGGCACUGUGUCAUUUUUUUUUUUUUUUUUUAGUUUCCUUCUUUUUAAAAUUUUAAAUCUUUCAUUUCUUUAUCAUAGAAGUUCUGAGUGGAUCACUAUAAAGAUUCUUUUUUUAUUAGAUAUU
Mus musculus (house mouse) is the source of this 2375-nucleotide messenger RNA. RefSeq names its product transformation related protein 63 regulated 1 (gene Tprg1). The record is from RefSeq and is a predicted model, not a curated record. The transcript has 7 exons. Gene Ontology annotation, cellular component: nucleoplasm; cytoplasm. The coding region runs from base 263 to 1102 and encodes 279 amino acids. NCBI's taxonomy places the organism in Eukaryota, Metazoa, Chordata, Mammalia, Rodentia, Muridae.